AUGGCAUGGAAUUCCUUCUACAACAGAGCCUCUAAGGCUUAUCACGACCAUCCCAACAUCUCCAAGCUCCUCCUCGUCUUGGCCGCCAGUGGAGGUGGGCUGGUGGCAAGUACUAAUGGCAAAUCUCUGUACCCUUCUGCAUUUGCUGAUGCAGUCCACCAAGAUGAUGAUUGGAGGAAGAAGAAGAAGAAGAAGGUGGUCGUGCUUGGAACAGGAUGGGCCGGCACCAGCUUCUUGAAGAAUCUCAAGAGCUCCUCUUAUGAUGUUCAUGUCAUAUCCCCUCAUAAUUACUUCGCUUUCACCCCUUUGCUUCCUAGUGUCACUUGUGGCACCGUCGAGGCACGCAGCAUUGUCGAACCAAUUCGUAGCAUCACCAAGAAGAAAGGAUUGAGCAUUGAAUUUAGGGAAGCUGAGUGUUAUAAGAUAGAUGCAGAGAACAAGAAGGUGUUCUGUCGAUCAACUCAAGACACGAACUUGGGUGGCAAGGAAGAGUUUUCAGUGGACUACGACUAUCUGAUAGUAGCCAUGGGAGCUAAAUCCAACACUUUCAACACACCAGGAGUAGAGGAAAAUGCUCAUUUCUUGAAGGGAGUGGAAGAUGCUCAGCGGAUUCGACAGUCGGUAAUCGAUUGUUUCGAGCGAGCCAGCCUUCCAAAUCUAAGUGAAGAAGAGAAGAAGAGAACCCUUCACUUUGUUAUAGUUGGAGGAGGUCCAACAGGAGUGGAAUUUGCAGCAGAACUUCAUGACUUUGCUGCAGAGGAUUUAGCAGAGUUGUAUCCUUCAUUGAAAGAAUACGUGAAAAUCACCCUCUUAGAGGCAGGCGAUCAUAUUUUGAACAUGUUUGACAAGAGGAUUACAGCCUUUGCUGAAGACAAGUUUCAAAGAGAUGGGAUUAACUUAAAAACUGGUUCCAUGGUUGUGAAAGUAACUGAUAAGGAAAUCUCCACAAAAGAAAGGGCAACCGGUGAGUUUGUGUCUGUUCCUUAUGGAAUGGUUGUCUGGUCCACCGGCAUCGGUCCUCGGCCUCAAGUCGUCGACUUCAUGAAGCAGAUUGGUCAGACUAACAGACGAGCUUUGGCUACUGAUGAAUGGCUAAGGGUUGAAGGAUGUGAUGGUGUCUAUGCUUUUGGUGAUUGUGCCACAAUAAACCAAAGAAAAGUCAUGGAAGAUAUUGCUGUGAUAUUCAGCAAGGCGGACACAGACAAUUCAGGAAGUUUAGCCCUGCAAGAGUUUCAAGAAGCAGUAAAGGAUAUUUGUGAGAGAUACCCUCAAGUAGAGAUCUAUCUGAAGAAGAAUAAGAUGAAGAACUUUGCAGCCUUGUUGAAGAAGUCGCAAUCGGACACGCAGAACCAGUCGACCGAGCUCGAUAUCGAAAGCUUUACGUCCUUACUUUCCGAAGUCGAUGCUCAGAUGAAAAAUCUGCCUGCUACUGCUCAAGUUGCUGCUCAACAAGGUGAGUAUCUUGCAACCUGCUUCAACAAGAUGGAACAAUGUGAGAAGUACCCGGAAGGCCCUCUCCGAUAUAGAGGGACGGGGCGACAUCGAUUUCGUCCCUUUAGGUACAAGCAUUUUGGGCAGUUUGCUCCCCUUGGUGGAGAACAAACUGCAGCUCAACUACCUGGAGAUUGGAUCUCAAUAGGUCAUAGCAGCCAGUGGCUUUGGUACUCUGUGUAUACAAGCAAGCUAGUAAGCUGGCGCACGAGGGUUCUGGUCCUAUCAGACUGGGGUAGAAGAUUCAUAUUUGGCAGGGAUUCAAGCAGAAUCUGAUAUCAUCUUCAUAGCAGCCU
Cucurbita pepo subsp. pepo (vegetable marrow) is the source of this 1787-nucleotide messenger RNA. RefSeq names its product external alternative NAD(P)H-ubiquinone oxidoreductase B3, mitochondrial-like. Gene Ontology annotation, molecular function: calcium ion binding; NADH dehydrogenase activity. Gene Ontology annotation, cellular component: mitochondrion. The record is from RefSeq and is a predicted model, not a curated record. Lineage: Eukaryota; Viridiplantae; Streptophyta; Magnoliopsida; Cucurbitales; Cucurbitaceae.